Messenger RNA from Ostrinia nubilalis (European corn borer), 802 nucleotides. It is a transcript of the gene Tcs1, whose product is annotated as threonylcarbamoyl-AMP synthase. Gene Ontology annotation, biological process: regulation of translational fidelity. NCBI's taxonomy places the organism in Eukaryota, Metazoa, Arthropoda, Insecta, Lepidoptera, Crambidae. The record is from RefSeq and is a predicted model, not a curated record. Gene Ontology annotation, molecular function: double-stranded RNA binding; tRNA binding; nucleotidyltransferase activity. Bases 1 to 744 code for a protein of 247 amino acids. The transcript has a single exon. Gene Ontology annotation, cellular component: cytoplasm.
AUGAGUUAUCUUAAAAAACUAAAGUAUUAUUGUAGUUCCGUAAUUAGAUACCAAAGUGCCUCUACAAAGAUGAAGAUUGAAAAAAUGGCUCCUCUCGUGCCCUGCUCAGAUUCAUCUGCAGUCUCUAAGGCUGCAGAGAUGUUGGCCAAUGGACAUGUGAUAGCAGUCCCCACAGACACCAUUUAUGGCUUAGCGUGUAGUGCCAACUGCCCUGAAGCCAUUAAGAAAUUGUAUAACAUUAAAGGCAGAGAUUCAGCGAAACCUGUUGCUAUAUGUGUGACGUAUGUGACAGACGUACGUAAGUGGGGGGAAGCUGAACACCUGAGUGAUGAUUUACUCAACAGUCUUCUGCCAGGUCCGGUCACAGUUGUUUUACAGAAAACAAAGUAUUUAAACAAUCCAUUCCUUAACCCUGCUACAGCCAAAAUUGGUAUCAGGAUACCAGAUCAUAACUUCAUAAAUAAAGUGACAAAAUUAUUUGAUUUGCCAGUUGCUCUUACUAGUGCUAACUUCAGCAAUGAACCUUCAACAUUGUCCGUGAAAGAAUUCGAACACUUGUACGGUCACCUCGGGGCUGUAUUUGACGGAGGACUACUUAGCCAGGGCUUGGAUCAAAAUAGGACUGGCUCGACAGUUGUUGAUUUGUCCAAAAUUGGUUUAUAUAAGAUAAUAAGAAAAGGAAUUUCUUAUGAAAAAAUUGUCACCAUUUUAGAAGAUAAUGGAUUGAAAAAUGUUGAACAUUAAUUUAUUUUAUUGACUCCUGUGAUAGCUUGUUAAGUUAGAAAAUAAAUAACUAAAGUUA